CCCUCUAGUAUCCCCGGCUCACGUUAGGCUCCUCUCAUUCCCUUGGAUAAUAAGUCCAUUGGUUGAGUUAACGGUAACGGAAAACAAAAUCGAAUGAGAGUGGUCGUUAAGAUACCAGUCUUCUUCUUCUUCUUCGCUGUUUGGCUUCUCGGAAAAUUCUCCUCAAGGGAUGCUGGGGCUUUCCUUUCUUUUCUUCCUCCCACUCCCUAGGUAGCUGAAGAGAAGAACGAAGGCAUGGGAAUGGAUAACAAUGUUGUUGAUGAUACUGAUAUGAAUGGAAAGGGCAUGGAAGAACUAGAGUGUGCUGUUAAAGUUUUACUAAGCUUAGAUUUGGACCUGGCCUAUUCUUCUGAGAAGUUGGUAAAUUUGCACGUGCUUUUAAUGCAAGUUUGGGCUCGGGAAAAUGUUUUUGAAGCAAUGGCAAUGGAAAAAGACCAUAUCUCAGCAGACUCCGUUGAGAAGGCAUUGGUAUUUGAUCUCUUAUCUGGUAUUUUAGAUUCAGAGGUAAGAGAGAUAGAAAAUUUCAUGGAUACUCUCCAAGCAGAGAUUGUUGAUGCCCAUAAAAAAAUAUAUUCGUGCAGUCACUUGAGAGAAUUAUUCAAUGUAAUGGAAGAGAAGUUGAUUGAUUGUGAAGAAUCUUUGAAGCAGUCCCAAGAGCAGGUUCUGAAGAUGAACACACAGUUAGCCAAGUUUCAGAGGGUCUUUUUAGAAUUUGAAUAUCAAAAUGGGAAAAAUGAUGAGAAUAUUGAUUCAAGAGAGAAUGGUCAACUUUCAAACAUAAAUUUGAAGUUGAAAAUGCCAGCAGUCAGACAACAAAGACAUAUUCUAAGGGUCCUAGAUAAAUCUCUUGAACGAGAGCUUGAUCUUGAGAAGAAGUUAUUGGAGAUAAGACAGAGUGAAGAAGAGCUGAAACUAAAAAUGCACUUAACUGAGCAGGUAGGUUUCUACAUGGAAGAAGCAGCAGGGGCUAUUUAUGGAAGGUUUUUAGAGGCAGAAAAUUUAGCUGAAGUGCUAAUGGGGAUUUCAAAGGAGUUAGUAGGUCGGCUUCAGAUUGCUCAAUUCAACCUGAAUGGCUCAAUCCAACGAGAAGCUGAGGCUAAAUAUAAACUUCUUGAUUGCAUGGAACAACUGAAAGCCAAAGAAACUGCUUCACAAAGGCUUGAGAAGAUCAAUUCUGAACCUUGUGUUUCUCAAAGAGAACAAACAACCAGUAUAAAAGUCAAUUUUGAUGAAUCUGAAGUGUUUACUUUGAGAGAAAAGAUUCAAUUGCUUGAAGAACAGCUGAAAGAAUCUGAGUUACAACUGAAGAAUGCGCAUGCAUCCAAUGAAGCUAUGCAAGAACAAUUGAGUGGAAUGGACAAUCUAAUUGAAUCUCUAAAAGAAGGUAUUCUUAAGGCAGAAAGCAAGGCUGAAAGUGCAGAAGGCAAGCUUACACUGUUAACGGAGACAAACCUGGAACUCACUGAAGAGAUGGGUUUUCUUAAAGAUAGUACAACCGAGAAAGCGGGCUCGCUUGAGAAGCAAUUGAGGGACUUACAAAUCCAACUGCAGCAUGCCAAAGCCUCCUCUGAAGCUAGUCAAGAGCAGCAGAAUAUGUUAUAUUCUGCAAUUUGGGAUAUGGAAACUUUAAUUGAGGAACUGAAAUCAAAAGUUUCAAAAGCUGAAAGUAAGACUGAGAAUGCAGAGGAACAGUGUAUCUUAUUAACUGAAACUAACUUCGAACUUAACAAAGAACUUGGUUUCCUAAGGGAUAAAAUGGAUUGCCUUGAGAAAACUCUGCAUCAAGUUAAGUGUGAAAAAACAGCAAGUGCAGAAGACAUUAGUAUUAGGACUAGACUUAUCAUGGAUAUGGUCAUGCAACUAGCCUUUGAAAGAGAGCGCAUCCAGAAGCAGUUGUACUCUCUAACAGAAGAUAAUAGAAUUUUGGUGGAGAAGAUACAGAAAGCUAAAAACAAUGCUUCUGUAAUUAUGUACGGCAAUGGAGAUGGUGAAGAGAAAGACUUUCUGUUUGUCAAGCAUAAUUCAGCUACUGCUACUCAGGCAAAAACAUUCAAGGAAACAGUGACAGAGCCCUUGCCAAAAUCCCAGGUGGAUGAACCAUCAAAAGAUUCACCUGAACCUGAGACUGAAGUAGAGACUUCUGUGUCUGCCAAAGAUGCUGCAAAUGUGGUCUCAGAUGUGGUCAGGGAAAGACGGCUUAACCUAAUCUACAUUUUUGUGGCAGUUCUUGUCUGUCUUAUUCCAGUGGCAACCAUAUAUUUGUUCAACAAGAAGCUCAUCAUGGACGAUGUUUUUAACGGUUAACCUCUGAUUACCUCAUUGCUGGGUUUGUUUGCAUUUCAUUUGCUCAUGUUGUGUCCUGCAAGAAAGUGUCUGUACCAUUUUACAGUUGUGAGUGUGGCCUUCAUCAAGUUUCUUCACCUCCUAAUUUGUUGUCAACAUAUUUUUUUUAAAGAUUGCAUCUUUUGUGGAAUGCAAAAUUUUGUACAUAAUGUAGUAAUUAUUUCUUGCUAACUGCAAUAGAUAAUCAUGUAACAGAGUGGUUAUAAUUUUUGAAGGAGGUGAUGAAUGUCAAUGCAGAAGUGAGAAGAAUUUUGGUUGUUA
Molecule: messenger RNA, 2604 nt
Organism: Vitis riparia (riverbank grape)
Lineage: Eukaryota; Viridiplantae; Streptophyta; Magnoliopsida; Vitales; Vitaceae
Product: WPP domain-interacting tail-anchored protein 2
Exons: 5
Coding region: 235-2304 (689 amino acids)
Source: RefSeq, a predicted model, not a curated record